GGCCAAGGUUAGACCCAGAAGUGGGACCGAAGUGAGAUCACGCUGUAGACCUCCGAGAACGGAGUAGGAGGUUAGAAACGAGGCCCUGUCAUAAAGGCUGGAGUGAAACCAAUGUGGAAAAGACUGUAGAAUCCAACAGAAAGGACUGAGGUUGGACCCCAGGGGAGAGCCCCGGGUCUGAGGUUAGACCCAAGUGGAGAGCUCUGGGUCAGGUUAGACCCCGGUGGGAAAAUACAGAGCUUAAGCCUCAGAGGAAAGGAUAUGGGGGGGAAGGACUAUCGUGGGGAAGCUAUGGUCAAAUUGCAGCAGAGGGUUUGAGGCUAGACGCCCCCCCUGCCCCCGGAUGAAUAAUGCUGAGGUUGGACCCUCACAAAUUACUGUGGUUAGACCUCCCCAGCAGAAAGCAAGUGAGUUUAGAUCCCCUGAGAUGAGACCCAGGAGGCAAAGACCUGGGGCUUGCCAUGUUGGAAAGGACAAAGGUUAGACAUGAUUGAAAAGCCCCGGAGAUCCAGGGACCAGGGAGUUUGAGGCGGAGGGGUGCUGACUUCCCUGGCCACCGCUCUGCCGGCUGUAUGAAUUGCCUCUCCUGUGUCCCCUUCUACAGCAAGGUGGGGGAAUCAGGGACCUGGAUCUCGGGGACCAGCAGAGGGCCGGACCGGAAGAGCUCUUGCCCUCCCCCACUGCAGGCCAGGAAUAGACUCUGGGGCAGGACAGUUGGGGAAUGAUUCCUGAGGGGGAUCCGGGCUGGUGGGGAGGGUGGGCCCUUUCCUCCCCGUGGCAGGGUUUGGGUGGGACUCCCGCUUCCUGGGGCCCCAGGGGCAGGCACCACAGUCCCGGCCAUCCGUACCACCUCCUACCACGGAAGCCCACCCAACAGUCUGACCACCCACGCCGGCCGUGAAGACCCAAGCCCCCGGGUAGGUUUUUAGGAGGCAGGAGCCCCACCGGCUCUUGGCCGCUCUCGCCGUCUCCCGGAACCCAGGCCCAAGCGUGGGAAACGGCCGGGAGCUGCGUUGGCUCCCUCGUCCCCUGGCAGCCUGCCCAAGGGGUGUCCAGCCUGGACUGGCGGUGGGCACCGAUCGUUGGCAGGAGCGAGGUCUCCUCCCUCCUGCUGCCCGCCUGCCGAGGCGGAGAGCUGCCAUCCCCUCCCGUCCUAGGCAGGAGUGGACCGCGGUAUGGAAUUGAAGUGAGCAUAGUUCGUGAUGGCAGGGGUCUGUGAGGCGUGUGCGCCCCUGUGUGCCCGCUUCAGCACUCGCGAUUUUGUGCCUGCAGGAGCCUGGGACGCUCGCCUGGUCCUUUGCGGUUUCCUUUCUGACUUCUUACUUGCUCCUCAGCGCGGGGCAGCACGCGGUGUGGUGGCUUAAGGGUGUUGGAGCCUGGAGCCAUGCUUGGCCGCUCUGUGCCUCAGUUUCCCCAUCUGCAAACCGAGGCCGGCCGCAGCGACUUCGCAGGGCCGUUAGGAGGACUAGCGGUGUCAAGGCAGGGCAAUCACUUAAGGAGAAAAUUUGCAACACCGCACGGCACGUGUAAGGGGCACUUUGAAUGGCAGCUGCUGUUACUAUUAUUGAUGGGUGUGCCUUUGUGGUUGUUGCCGGCUUGCUUUGCGAGGUUAUAGGUCAGCAGGCGCGGCAUGUGAUUUUGGAUCUAACUCUGGCUAAACAUUCUUGCCCUCCCCCCCGCCUCCCCGGUUCUGUGAGCCUGUAACUAUUUGUAGCUGUUUUUUUGCCUCUUCGGCCCUUGUAGGGAUCAGUGUGUGUUGGGGAGGGCAAGGAUGCUUGUGAAUGACCCUCGGCACCCCACCUACCGCGCACACUCUCUCACACACACACACACACACACACACACACACACACACACACACACACACACGCGCGUCUGCCGCUGUCCCCUGCCUGUAGUGCUGAACCUGCAGGGUGGGUGGGAGGCUUGGGCUCCCCCCAACCUCCUCUCUCCAGGCCCCUCCCCAAGCCUCCCCCGCCUGUCGCCUGCCUCCCUUCUCCCCGCCUCCUCCUCCUCCCCUCCCUCUCCGGCUCCUCCUCCCUCCCAGCACUCUCCCCCGUCCCUCCUCCUCCCUCUCUCCUGACUCCCCCUCCCCCGUGUCCCUCCCCCCUCUUCCUCUCCUCCUUCUAUCCCCUCUCCCUCCCCUCCUCCCCGGCUCUCCCUCUCAGUCUCCAGCUUCUCUCUCUCUCUCUCUCUGUCUGUCUGUCUCUCUCUCUUUCCCUCUCGGUCGGGCGGAGGUGCCCACCACCGCCAGCCCAGUGCUAGGGGGACCCAGUCCAGGCUGUAGCUGCAGGACCCGACACCCUCCAUGGCUCCCCUGGCCUUAGUGGGGUUUGCACUCCUCCUGGGGACGGCCCCGUGCUCGGGGGCGGCCACCCCCACCCCCUCCCUGCCACCUCCCCCGGCCAAUGACAGCGAUGCCAGCACAGGGGGCUGCCAGGGCUCCAACCGUUGCCAGCCGGGGGUCCUGCUGCCCGUUUGGGAGCCUGAUGACCCGUCGCUGGGUGACAAAGCGGCGCGGGCCGUGGUCUACUUCGUGGCCAUGGUUUACAUGUUCCUGGGCGUGUCCAUCAUCGCCGACCGCUUCAUGGCGUCCAUCGAGGUCAUCACGUCCAAGGAGAAGGAGAUCACCAUCACCAAGGCCAACGGCGAGACCAGCGUGGGCACUGUCCGCAUCUGGAACGAGACCGUGUCCAACCUCACGCUCAUGGCCCUAGGCUCCUCAGCCCCCGAGAUCCUGCUGUCGGUCAUCGAGGUCUGUGGCCACAACUUCCAGGCGGGCGAGCUGGGCCCAGGCACCAUCGUGGGCAGCGCCGCCUUCAACAUGUUUGUGGUCAUUGCUGUGUGCAUCUACGUCAUCCCAGCCGGCGAGAGCCGUAAGAUCAAGCACUUGAGAGUCUUCUUCGUCACUGCCUCUUGGAGUAUCUUCGCCUACGUCUGGCUUUAUCUUAUCCUUGCCGUCUUUUCCCCCGGCGUGGUCCAGGUGUGGGAGGCGCUGCUGACCCUCGUCUUCUUCCCGGUGUGCGUGGUGUUCGCCUGGAUGGCCGACAAGCGGCUGCUCUUCUACAAGUACGUGUACAAGCGCUACCGCACCGACCCGCGCAGCGGCAUCAUCAUCGGCGCCGAGGGCGACCCCCCCAAGAGCAUCGAGCUGGACGGCACGUUCGUGGGCGCCGAGGUGCCGGGCGAGCCGGGCGGCCCGGGCCCCGGCCCCGCCGAGGCCCGCGAGCUGGACGCCAGCCGCCGCGAGGUCAUCCAGAUCCUCAAGGACCUGAAGCAGAAGCACCCGGACAAGGACCUGGAGCAGCUGGUGGGCAUCGCCAACUACUACGCGCUGCUGCACCAGCAGAAGAGCCGCGCCUUCUACCGCAUCCAGGCCACGCGGCUGAUGACGGGCGCCGGCAACGUGCUGCGGCGACACGCGGCGGACGCCUCGCGCCGCGCCUCCCCGGCCGACGGCCCCGGCGAGGACGAGGACGAGGGCGCCAGCCGCAUCUUCUUCGAGCCCAGCCUCUACCACUGCCUGGAGAACUGCGGCUCCGUGCUGCUGUCCGUCACCUGCCAGGGCGGGGAGGGCAACAGCACCUUCUACGUGGACUACCGCACCGAGGACGGCUCCGCCAAGGCCGGCUCCGACUACGAGUACAGCGAGGGCACGCUGGUGUUCAAGCCGGGCGAGACACAGAAGGAGCUGCGCAUCGGCAUCAUCGACGACGACAUCUUCGAGGAGGACGAACACUUCUUCGUGCGGCUGCUGAACCUGCGCGUGGGCGACGCGCAGGGCAUGUUCGAGCCCGACGGCGGCGGGCGGCCGAAGGGACGGCUGGUGGCGCCACUGCUGGCCACCGUCACCAUCCUGGACGACGACCACGCGGGCAUCUUCUCCUUCCAGGACCGCCUGCUGCACGUGAGCGAGUGCAUGGGCACCGUGGACGUGCGCGUCGUGCGCAGCUCGGGCGCGCGGGGCACCGUGCGCCUUCCGUACCGCACCGUGGACGGCACGGCGCGCGGCGGCGGCGUGCACUACGAGGACGCGUGCGGCGAGCUCGAGUUCGGCGACGACGAGACCAUGAAAACUCUUCAGGUAAAGAUAGUUGAUGACGAGGAAUAUGAGAAAAAGGAUAAUUUCUUCAUCGAGCUGGGCCAGCCACAGUGGCUUAAGCGAGGGAUUUCAGCUCUGCUGCUCAGUCAAGGGGAUGGGGACAGGAAGCUGACAGCCGAGGAGGAGGAGGCUCGGAGGAUAGCAGAGAUGGGCAAACCAGUUCUUGGGGAAAACCGCCGACUGGAGGUCAUCAUCGAGGAGUCAUAUGAUUUUAAGAACACGGUGGAUAAACUCAUCAAGAAAACCAACUUGGCCUUGGUGAUUGGGACCCAUUCAUGGAGGGAACAGUUUUUAGAGGCAGUUACAGUGAGCGCAGGUGCUCUUUGCCUGCGUGCCCCCCACGGAGUACUGCCACGGCUGGGCCUGCUUCGGUGUCUGCAUCCUGGUCAUCGGCCUGCUCACCGCCCUCAUCGGGGACCUUGCCUCGCAUUUUGGCUGCACCGUCGGCCUCAAGGACUCUGUCAACGCCGUAGUCUUCGUGGCCCUGGGCACAUCCAUUCCCGACACGUUCGCCAGCAAGGUGGCGGCGCUGCAGGACCAGUGCGCGGACGCGUCCAUCGGCAACGUGACGGGCUCCAACGCGGUGAACGUGUUCCUGGGCCUGGGCGUGGCCUGGUCGGUGGCCGCCGUGUACUGGGCGGUGCAGGGCCGCCCGUUCGAGGUGCGCACAGGCACGCUGGCCUUCUCCGUCACUCUCUUCACCGUCUUCGCCUUCGUGGGCAUCGCCGUGCUGCUGUACCGGCGCCGGCCGCACAUCGGCGGCGAGCUGGGCGGCCCGCGGGGCCCCAAGCUCGCCACCACGGCGCUCUUCCUGGGCCUCUGGUUCCUGUACAUCCUCUUCGCCAGCCUCGAGGCUUACUGCCACAUCCGGGGCUUCUAGGCCCCCCCUCCCCCUCCCCCAGAGACUCGGCUGCCCCUGCUUCGGACCCGCGUCUCCUUUUGUCCUCCAGAGAGAUUCGGCCUCCUCUCUCCUGGGACUCAGCCUCCCUUCCUCCUGGGAAUUAAUAUCCCUGCCCUCCGUCCCCACUAACAUCCUCGUCCCGUCCCCUCGGGGGUCUCCCCGAGAUACCCACAACUGCCGCCCAGCCCUGGUAGCCACUGUCCGCACCCCCGGGGACAUUGCCACCUCGAGGCCCCUCCCCAGAGAACCGCCCCCAACCCCUCGACCUUCUAGAGAAUCUGUAACAUCUGUCUCCCUCCACACCCAGCCUUGCCCUAUCCCUUAAGGCCCCCUUCCUCUAGAGGACGCCCCCCCCCCCCCACCGCCACCACCGCCAGGGACCUGUGCCCCAGAGCCUCCGAACCCAGACCUCCCUGGGGGACCUUUGAAGGAGGCUGAUCCAUCCCAGGAUGUCCCUGAUCUCGGCCCUUCUCCCCAACCCUCAGGGAGCUCUGUUCAGCCCCCGAGGGUGGGGCGGAGGCACAGGUAGGUGCGUGCAAAAGGGGGCCACGCCUUCCCUGAUUUCUCCACUCAGGCCCUUGGGAGGACACUAAUUCUCGAGGCUUGGAGAAGGGAGGGGAGAAGUGUGGGGUUUCAGAGCUGGAAGAGGCGCAUUUGAACCUGCAACUUCUCACAUUCCAGCGCUCCCACUCGCCUCCACUACCUCCUAGAGCCCAGCCACACCUUGGAGGGGGGGGGCCCUGUGUGUAUAUAUAGUGUGUUUGGGGGAGGGGGGGCACGGGAGGGUGCAUGUCUUGGGGAAAGGGGGUGACAGACUUUCCUUUUGCGAGGGCAGCAGACUCCCCCAGCCAUGAGAACUGGCUUUGGGGAGGAGGCCGGGAAUCGAAGGGAGUCCAGCGAUCUCCCCUGACAAUCUAGAAGGCUCAUUUUGCCCUCAGUGCCAGCCAAUCCGGGCAGGACCCUCGAAGAGGAGACCGAGGGUCCCAGAGGACCAAUGCUACAAGCCAGCAAAUGCUGCCACAUCUCUGCCUGAUGGGGAGCAGGGGUGGGUGGGUGGGAGGGUGGGACUGGGGCCAGGGGGUCUGGGUGGGCAUUUUUAACCUUGGAGGCCACCCAUCUGUUGGUAGGCCAUCUGCAUUUUCUUACCGUUGUUUCCUGCCCAAAGGACACACUUGGGGUGUGCGGAGUGCUGCCCACUUCUUGGGACCCUGAGGAUCACCCUGCAACCCCCGUAACACCCUGCUUCCCACAGGUUUUUAGCGUCCUAUCGUCCUGUUGUGCAUCACCCCAACAUCCCAGACCUGUUACCCACUCCCCUUUCUCUACUCCUAGCUCAUCAGCACCGGUCGUUGUCUCUUCUCUGUGAUUUCUGUACAAGUUGCCAUAAAACUUUGAAAUUCUGCCUGAAACAAAACAAAACAAAACAGCCUUCUCGCGAGGAGUUGGGAUUCUAGAGGAGGGAGCUCAUGAGGUCUCUGACUGGGAUUUGGGCAACUGUGAAAUAGACCAGGUACUCUGGGUCUUUCCAUGCAGGACACCCACGGGCACCAGCCACUCCCAAAAGUUCACACCAGCUUCCCGUAGCCACGCCCCCAUUCGCCACCCAGUUUGCCUCGCCACGCCCCCACUCCUCGCCCCGGGAGCUUUCCUAGCCACGCCCCCAUUCCAGCAGCCACCAACUAUUCCCUUUCACUGAGCAUCUUGGGAACACAAAAGAGGAGGACCCAGAUUUGCCUGAUCAGAGGAGCUGGGGUUGAUGGGAGUUUCCCGAAUAAAGCGAGUAAUUUUCUCAGAAUCCUGA
Molecule: messenger RNA, 6804 nt
Organism: Neofelis nebulosa (Clouded leopard)
Lineage: Eukaryota; Metazoa; Chordata; Mammalia; Carnivora; Felidae
Gene: SLC8A2
Product: solute carrier family 8 member A2
Exons: 10
Coding region: 2309-5107 (932 amino acids)
Biological process (GO): sodium ion transmembrane transport; calcium ion import across plasma membrane; cell communication
Cellular component (GO): axon; postsynapse; sarcolemma
Molecular function (GO): calcium:sodium antiporter activity
Source: RefSeq, a predicted model, not a curated record